AUGACUGAGACCAGGAAAACAGACGUGUUCAUUAGCGGUGGCGGGCCUACUGGCUUGCUUACUGCGUGUGCACUUGCUAAACAGGGUGUGGACACCUUACUCGUUGAGCAACAUGACAAAGCUGAACAAGCCAUGUAUGGUCGAGCAACAACUCUCCAUCCGCGCACGCUUGAGUUGCUGGACCAAUUGGGCAUAUUAGACGACCUGGACCAAAUCGGUUACGUGGCCCGCGAUAGUGUGACUUACCGAGAUGGCAAGCGGGUGACGGCCCGAGGUUGGGAAAUUAUGUACCAGCAUAUGCGUGGUACGUUCCUGGACUACUGUCUGAAUAUUCGCCAGAAGUACUCCGAGGAGGUGAUACGAGAUGCAUAUGUAGCGCUUGGAGGCGAGCCGUACAUCGGAUGGAGACUAGAUGGCUUCGACGUCGAGAAGGCCUGUGGUGACGAUUAUAAGGUCGUCUCACAUGUAACAGAAGCUAGCUCGGGUAGGAGACUGACGGUGAGGAGUAAAUUCAUCGUUGGCGCGGAUGGCAGCCAUUCGCUUGUGAGACGUCUCGCUGGCAUUUCGUUUGAAGGCGAUCACACCAACUUCAGAUGGGUACGAAUCGAUGGGCGCUUCAAGACUGAUAUGCCCGAUGCUGAUAUUGGCUUCGCUUCCAUUGAAUCCAAAAGCCAUGGGAAUGUGCUAUGGGUUCAGUUAGAUCAUGGUGUGAAGCGGAUCGGAUUUGCUAUGACACAGGAAUUGCUUGCCAAAUACGGGGAUAAGCUUACACUUGAAGAUGCGAAGGUGGAAGCUGUCAAGUCUAUGGAACCUUUUACAUUGGAAUUUGAAACCAUUGACUGGUGGACUUUAUAUGGCAUCAAUCAGCGUGUAGCAGAGUGCUUUUAUAACAACGACCGAGUGUUACUAGCAGGAGACGCCUGUCAUACACACUCAUCUGGGACAGCACAGGGCAUGAAUACAGGCGUUCAUGAUGCAGUGAACCUAGCCUGGAAGCUCGGCGGCAUCGUGAAAGGUUGGUAUAGUAUCGAUGUGCUUCGCAGCUAUGAUAGAGAGCGGCGUGCUGUAGCGCAAUAUCUAAUCAACCUUGACAAGGAUUUCUCAGCUACCAUCUCGGGGACCGUCCCUGACAGGUACAGGGAUCUAUCAUUAAGCUCGAAUGAGCUAUUUGCCAAGGUCUUCGAUGAUACAAUUGAUUUUUGUAUCGGAUUAGGAGUUCACUAUGACGAGAGUGUCAUAAACAAGCCUUCCUUGGCGACAGCAAUAUCAGCGGGCUGGAGAGCUCCAGAUGCUUUGAUAUAUGCUCCUGGAUCACGACUACCGAUUCGAUUGCUCCACCUGAUGCCGAACAUUGGUGCUUGGUCAAUUCUUUUACUGGCUGGUCAUCCUCAGAAGACUGGGGAGAGACUCACCCGUGCCGUGGAGACAGUGAAACAGCUUAGCGAGUGCCUUCCUCGCAGCAUGGCUCGGUCUAUAACUUUGGUUGCUCAAAGACCUGCUGGAGGAGACCAAAGGUUCAGUAUUCCGACAAUCGGUCGACUCUACUACGACCCAGAGGGCUCGGCCCAUGCCGCCUAUAGGGUGUCUGAUAGCAACGGUGCAGUCGUCAUCAUUCGACCUGAUGGGAUCUUGGGGUAUGCAGCACAAUUUGACGAGGCGAAUAGCGUUCAAGAAUAUUUUGCCGGCUUCAUUAACACCCACUGA
Aspergillus luchuensis is the source of this 1704-nucleotide messenger RNA. RefSeq lists its product as uncharacterized. The record is from RefSeq and is a predicted model, not a curated record. The coding region runs from base 1 to 1704 and encodes 567 amino acids. Gene Ontology annotation, molecular function: FAD binding. The transcript is spliced from 4 exons. NCBI's taxonomy places the organism in Eukaryota, Fungi, Ascomycota, Eurotiomycetes, Eurotiales, Aspergillaceae.